AUGAUCGGGAUGAAGCGCCAACUUCCCCCAACAGCAAUGUCCAUUCCCUCCACUCUGAUAUCUGAAGUUCCGCCGCCGCCGUCUCAUGAUGAACUCCUCCAGAAGCUUCGUGAUCUGAAUUUGGCCGUCAAACCAGAUAUUGACCACAGAACUGCCAAGAGGCUCACGCAACUGAUUGACCGCAUCAAUUCUGACGAGGACCUCAAACAGUAUCUGAAUGAUGCCUUUGCCAGCAACAAGUCUUCUGAAUCAUCCAACGGUGGCGAUGAUCCGGUUACGGUCGCUCCAAUUCCUAUCGACCCGGCUUUGAACUCAGUCGAAAGCCCUUCGGACAACGACUCUGGCAAUAAAUUUGCACAUGAGGUUUUCGAGGACCAAAUGUCAGACGGCGAUUCGAGGUAA
Messenger RNA from Cladophialophora immunda, 402 nucleotides. RefSeq lists its product as uncharacterized. NCBI's taxonomy places the organism in Eukaryota, Fungi, Ascomycota, Eurotiomycetes, Chaetothyriales, Herpotrichiellaceae. The record is from RefSeq and is a predicted model, not a curated record. The transcript is spliced from 2 exons. Bases 1 to 402 code for a protein of 133 amino acids.